Osmia lignaria (orchard mason bee) is the source of this 1341-nucleotide messenger RNA. RefSeq lists its product as uncharacterized. The record is from RefSeq and is a predicted model, not a curated record. NCBI's taxonomy places the organism in Eukaryota, Metazoa, Arthropoda, Insecta, Hymenoptera, Megachilidae.
GAAGAGUAUUUCACAAAUCGAUACAUACCUACCUAUCAACAAUUUUCAUUGUAUUACAUUUUUUUCAAUUAAAAGGAAAAUGUUGAGUUAUUAGUUUUAAAUUAUAAAAGUAACGUUUUUAUCUUGAUAAAUAGAUAACCGAUUCCUAGACUCUUUGCAGCAGUCGCGUACCAACAAUCAUAGUAUCGACAUUAAUUGAAAAGGACAAUCAGCAAAUAUGAGGGAAUACAGGCUUCUCGCUAUACUGGCUAUUUUAGGACUUACAGUUACACAACCAGGAAAUAGUUUAAAAUGUUACGUUUGCUAUGGAGAGGAUUGUAACAAUCUAAACCAGGAUAAGAUAGCAGAAUGUCCUGCGUUACCCAUUCCACCUACCGGCAAACCAACGGGAGCACCGCCAGAAGUUACAACUAGCGGAACGACGGCAGCACCUCCAGAAGUUACAACUAACGGAACAACAGGAGCACCUCCAGAAGUUACAACUAACGUAACAACAACAACGGGAGCACCUCCAGAAGUUACAACUAGCGGAACAACAGGAGCACCUCCAGAAGUUACAACUAACGGAACAACGGGAGCACCUCCAGAAGUUACAACUAACGGAACAACGGGAGCACCUCCAGAAGUUACAACUAACGGAACAACGGGAGCACCUCCAGAAGUUACAACUAACGGAACAACGGGAGCACCUCCAGAAGUUACAACUAACGGAACAACGGGAGCACCUCCAGCAGUUACAACUAACGGAACAACGGGAGCACCUCCAGAAGUUACAACUAACGGAACAACGGGAGCACCUCCAGCAGUUACAACUAACGGAACAACGGGAGCACCUCCAGAAGUUACAACUAACGGAACAACGGGAGCACCUGCAGAAGUUACAACUAACGGAACAACGGGAGCACCUCCAGCAGUUACAACUAACGGAACAACGGGAGCACCUGCAGAAGUUACAACUAACGGAACAACGGGAGUGCUGCCAGAAACAUUGAACGUUGUUGUUAGAACUGAGAGAAAACGUAGAAGCGUAAUCGGCCGUUUUCCGUUAGUACAGCCGUUGGAUGAAAACGAAGCGAUAUGGCAAUGCUUCGUUAUAAAUCGGGGGGAAAACAACGAAAUCAGAGGAUGCGCUUCCAAAAACGUAACAGUUUGCACUGACGACAUGAAAGGAUGUACAGUUUGUGAUUCAGAUGAAUGCAAUUCGGCGACUUCACAGGUUGCAUUUACGUUCAUGGUUCUAUCUUCGCUAGUAGCUUUAAUUCUAAUGAGAUAAGUUGAUCGAUUUCAUUAUUGUAAAAAAGUUUCUGUGUAACAAGUUAAUAGAUAAUAUUUAGGUAAAUA